AUGUCGAAACUAUGGUCGAAGCGCCGCCCUUCCCCGGGCGGCGAGACCUCGCCGCUCCUCGAAUCCGACCUCAGCGUCGGAGCACCGAGCCAAGGCCAAGCACACGCCGACGCAACCCUCCACACUCAUGAUACGCCCUCGGGCGGUGUCGGACACUCCGAUACCGUCGCAAACCAGAUCAGCAGUGCGGAGCGCGUCUGGCUCUUUGUCGGGAUCUUCCUGGUCGGUUACGCCUACGGCCUCGACAGCCAGGUGCGGGGAACCUACCAGCCCUACGCCACCUCUAGCCUCAACCUACACUCCUCGCACUCGACAAUCAACGUGCUGCGCAGCGUCAUCGCCGUGGCCUCGCAGCCCACUGCAGCCAAGAUCGCUGACAUUUACGGCCGCUUCGAGACCAUCGCCGCCUCCAUCCUAUUCUACGUCGUCGGGACCGCCCUCGAGGCCAGCGCGUCCUCGGUAGAAGUCUUCUGCCUCGGCGCCAUUCUGUAUCAAAUCGGCUGGACCUGCAUCGUCCUCCUCCUCGAGGUCCUCGUCGCAGACUUCUCGUCGAUGCGGUCUCGCGUCUUCUUCAGUUACAUUCCCGCUAUUCCUUUCGUGUUCAACACCUGGAUCAGCGGCAAUGUUACCUCUGCCGUCUUGCGAGUCACAUCAUGGCGCUGGGGCAUCGGAAUGUGGGCCAUCAUCCUUCCCAUCUGCUCCAUCCCGCUCCUCACGAGCCUCUACUCCUUUGGCCAGCGCUCACGCAAAGCUGAUGGCCAUGCCGAAUCAAAGAAGGCGACCGUCGACCUCUUCCACCAGCUAGACGCCGUCGGCCUCACUAUUCUCAUUGCUGCGUUUUCGUUCACCCUGGCGCCCCUGACCCUGGCAGGAGGAACCGUCAGCCACUGGAAGACCCCGGGAAUCAUCGUACCGCUCGCCUUUGGGCUACUUUGCAUUCCGGCGUUCGUCUUCUGGGAGCGCCGCUAUGCUCAGGUCCCUCUCAUCCCGUUCCGCCUCCUCAAAGAUCGCGGAGUCUGGUCAGCCCUGGCCGUCCGCAGCCUCCUCAACUUUGCCUGGUCGACCCAGGGAAACUACUUAUACACCGUGCUCGUCGUAGCAUUCGACUUUCCCAUCGAGACGGCGACCCGCAUCUUGUCAUUCUUUUCCUUCUUUGGCGUUUUCAGCGGUGUCUUGAUGGGCGUCGUCAUUUACAGGAUCCGAAGACUCAAGGGCAUCAUCAUUACAGGCGCUUGCAUUUUCACGGCCUCGUUCGGCCUUCUCAUAUUAUACCCCGGAGGAGCAUCUUCCGCGUCGCAGUCCGGCCUCAUCACCGGCCAAAUCAUCAUGGGCUUGGCAGGUGGCCUGUUCGCGUACCCGACGCAGGCAUCGAUCCAGGCGUCUUCUGAUCGCGAGCACGUCGCUGUCGUCACGAGUCUCUACCUGGCGGUCUUUAACGUCGGUAGCGCCCUUGGUAACUGUUUGUCGGGGGCGAUGUGGACACAGCUUCUCUACCCGUCUCUCGAGUCCAACCUCGCGUUCCAACCCAAUGAGACGUUAGCGGAGGCCGUUUACGACUCGCCGUUUUCGACCAUUGUGGAUUAUCCCAUCGGCGGAGAGAUCAGAGACGCAAUAAUCGAUAGCUACCGUGGUGUGCAGAGGCUUUUGUGCAUUGCCGGCUUGUGUAUCUGCGUGCCCAUGGUUGGAUUCGCUUUCGCGUUGAGGAACCCGAAGUUAUCUGAGGAGCGGGUCCAGCCCGAGACUUCGGCCGAGUCGGACUGA
Colletotrichum orchidophilum is the source of this 1761-nucleotide messenger RNA. Its product is annotated as major facilitator superfamily transporter. Gene Ontology annotation, cellular component: endosome; vacuolar membrane. Lineage: Eukaryota; Fungi; Ascomycota; Sordariomycetes; Glomerellales; Glomerellaceae. The record is from RefSeq and is a predicted model, not a curated record. The coding region runs from base 1 to 1761 and encodes 586 amino acids. Gene Ontology annotation, biological process: intracellular iron ion homeostasis; transmembrane transport. Gene Ontology annotation, molecular function: siderophore-iron transmembrane transporter activity. The transcript has a single exon.